This is a messenger RNA of Olea europaea var. sylvestris, 3689 nucleotides long. RefSeq names its product putative late blight resistance protein homolog R1A-10. NCBI's taxonomy places the organism in Eukaryota, Viridiplantae, Streptophyta, Magnoliopsida, Lamiales, Oleaceae. Gene Ontology annotation, biological process: defense response to other organism. Gene Ontology annotation, molecular function: ADP binding. Bases 271 to 3486 code for a protein of 1071 amino acids. The record is from RefSeq and is a predicted model, not a curated record. The transcript has 5 exons.
UUACAGAGAAACGGACCCCAGAUUGUGCUUCAAUAGUAAACUAAACAAUAAAAUAUGCGUGAAAAAGAAAAGAAAUAUGCUUCAAAGUCAACGGAUGGAAAUAAGGAGUUCAGCCUCCUUUUAUGUAGUUCUGCUUCAAUGCUGAAGUUUUGCCGAUCCAAAUAUUUCUUUUCGAUCAAAAUAUUAUUCUGAAAAUAUUACUUCCUUUUAGUUGUUAUUCUGCUUAUCUGAGUUUUGUGGGUCCAAUUACUUGCAAAAAGUGGAAUUGAAAUGGCUCUUUCUUUUGAAUAUCUGUCCGAAAUUGUGGGAAGCCCAGAUAUCCUUUCGCAUCUUGGUCGAAAACCAAAAAUUAGAAGAUUUCAAUGGAAUGGCCCGCACUUUUUAGCCAUUCUUCGCUAUGCCGUAACACUGAACUCCAACUCGGAGCAUGACAGAUUUACUGAUCUACUGAGGCGUCUUGAGGACUCAGCCUACUAUUGCUUCCUCGUUCCAAAGCCGCGGCAAUAUUUGUUUGAUGCUGCUCUCAAGAAAAAUGAACUAGUAGCAAGCUUUGUAGCCUUUCUGAUUGAAGAUCUAGGAGAAAUACUGAAUAGUGGGACAAAUUCGGGUGUUCUGGUUAGUGAUCAAAUCAAAGUUCUUUUGAAGGAGCUUAAAUUUCUGCUAACCUUUCUUGGUGAUAUACCCUUACAGUGCUCUAAGCCAGAAUACAACAACAUCAUGACAGAAAUAGAAGCUGUGGCUAACCAAGUAGGAAAUUUUCUAUGUACGUUCUUUUUCACGACAGAUCGAAUCACAUUGGCCAAAAUGGAUCUGGUACUUUCAGAUUUGUUACAAAGGAUUGAUAUGGUGAAAACAGAUAUCAAAGAGCACUGCAUCACAGUCUCAAAUCUGCCAUGUUUUACGAAUCUAAACACAGCCGUGAUUUCAGUAUUCAUUGUUGAUUCUCUCCUUGAUGAUCUCAAUGAUCUAAUAAAUCAUAAGCCUGUUCUCAUUCUUGAAGUGAAGGAUCAAAUUACAGCUCUAUACGAGGAACUAAAUUACUCAAGAUUCUUCCUUAAGGACAUAGACGUGCAGCACAAUAAAGAAUUAAUUGAAUGUGUAAUGCGACUAAGAGACCUAGCAUAUGAGGCUGAAUAUAUCAUUAACUCGUUUGUGGUAGGAGAGGUUCCUGUUUGGUAUCUAACCAUGAGGCUCUCUUCAGUCAUCCUGACUAAUAGAGUCAUCAGGACUAAACUCUCAGAAAUCAAGAUGAAUUUGGGUAUUGGAAGACUAGAAGUUGUAGAAAGUCCCAGAGAAGUAUCAUCCCAAAGAAAAAACAUUCCCAUGGUUGAUGAGAUCAUUGUGGGCUUCGAAGAUGAGAGAAUACAAAUUGCAAGCCAGCUUGUUGGAGGACCAAACUACCUUCAAAUUAUUUCCAUCAUUGGGAUGCCUGGACUUGGUAAGACAACUUUAGCAAAGAAGUUAUACAAUGAUUCCUCUGUCGUCUACCAUUUCGAUAAGCGUUCAUGGACUGUUGUCUCUCAAACUUAUCAAAAGAGAAAGCAAUUGAUUGACAUUUUGAGUCCUAUAACUGACCUUAGCCGGGACACAAUCUUGAAUAUGGACAAUGAGAGUUUGGCUGAAAACCUUUAUAAAAAUUUAAAAGGGAGAAGAUACCUAAUUAUUAUGGAUGAUAUGUGGAGUAAAGAAGCAUGGGAUGAUCUGAAAAGGUACUUUCCAAAUGAUAGGAACGGAAGCAGAAUACUGUUCACCAGUCGGCUAAAAGAUGUGGCUUUGCAAACUUCAUCUCAUGGCAUUAUUAAUGAACUUCGUUUCCUAUCGGUAGAUGAGUGUUGGGAUUUACUGCAGAAGAAGGUGUUCCAGAAAGAAGGUUGUCCUCCAAAACUGAUAGACAUCGGGAAGCAAAUUGCAACAAACUGUCAGGGACUGCCACUUGCAGUAGUCGUAAUAUCAGCAGUUCUUGCAAAUAUGGAGAAAAAAGAAAGCUUAUGGCAAGAAGUUGCGAGCAACUUAAGUUCUUACAUUUUCGAAAACCCCAACAAGAACAUACUCGACCUCAGUUACAUGCAUUUACCGAUUCAUUUGAAACCAUGCUUCCUUUACUUUGGUGCAUUUGAGGAGGACAGGGAUAUUCCAAUUAGGAAGUUGUUAUCCCUCUGGAUUGCGGAAGGAUUUGUACAAAAAAGGGAGCAUAAGAGCUUGGAAGAUGUAGCAGAAGAAUAUCUAAUGGACCUUAUUAACAGAAGCCUAGUACAAGUUUCCAAAAGAAGAUCCGACAGUGGAGUUAAAGCUUGUAGUAUUCAUGAUCUUAUACGUGAUAUGUGCUUGAGAAUAGCUAAAGAAGAAAACUUUCUCAAGGUGAUAAAAAAUCAAUUUUCAAUAUACGAGCAACAUCAACACCUAUGCAUCCACUCUAAUUUUGGCAAUUCUAAGUCUAGACUAUUUGGCCUCCAUAUCCGCUCUUUGCUGGGCUAUUUUGUCAGUCCAUUAUUCAUUGUACCCAGUUUAAAACUUCUAAGGGUCUUGGAGUUGUUAACCGCAAAUGGAAUUAAGUCUCAUCUAGUAAUGGGAAUCGAAUUCCUGGUUUACUUGAGGUACUUGGCUAUUCCAUGGUUACCAUCAUCAAUAUCCAGACUUGAUAGCCUAGAAUUUCUUGUUCUAGGGCGCGCGGAUGUUAUACCACCACUCCUCAAUAUGCCUAAGUUGAGGUGUCUACAUGUCGUAACCCUCGUAAGUUUCAGUAAAAAUUGUCAGAGAUCCCAAAUGAAUAGCCUACAAACUCUUUCCUGUGUUCAUAUUAUUCAUUUGAAAGAUGAAGAUGUCUUGAGAUGCUUUCCCAAUCUUCGUCGCCUUAAAUGCACAUAUAACCAAUCCUGGAAUCGCUGUCCAGAUCUCAGUUUCCUUGCUCAGCUUGAAUCACUCAGUUUAGUCUUCUUAGGUAACUCCAAAGAGAUAAAAUUGCCCAUGAAUAUCAAAAAGCUUACUCUAUCUAACAUUCGUUUACCUUUCGAAAAGAUGUCAUUAAUCGGGACAUUGCCCAACCUUGAGAUACUCAAAUUAGAAUGUGAUGCCUUUGAGGGACGAAGCUGGAACACAAAGGAUGAUGAGUUCCAGAAACUCAAAUUCUUGAAACUAGAAAGGCUAAAACUUGCUCAGUGGAAUGCCUCAAGCAGUCAUUUCCCAAUGCUCGAACGAUUGGUUUUGCAAAAUUGCUACAAUCUGAGAAAGAUCCCUUCUGAAUUAAGCGAUAUUCCCACGCUGCAGAUGAUUGAGGUACAUUGCUGUGACAUAUAUGUCAGAAAUUCUGUUAUGAAAAUUCAGCAAGAACAACUGGACAAUGGAAAUCAAGAGCUUAAAGUUAUCAUCUCCGGCACUGUCUGGAACUUCAUCUUAAAAAGGACCUUCAGCUUAAGUACUCGCUGGUGGCGAAGAACAGCCGGAACUCUUGUAGAUGCAGGAUCUAGUAUACACUCUAGAGAUCCCUGAGGGCAAAUAGUGCUCAAUGACUUGAUAAUAUUGCAGGUCGUAGAUUAGGUUAGAUUUGUAUGCACUCCUCUUGGUUCUUUUGCUUGUUAUUUUCUUUUUAAUAUUUUGAUGUAUUCUCUCCUUUUGUAUCUGGCCGAUUUCAAUCUUAUCCCUCCCUUGAAAAUCUUUUUGUACAGUAUGAAAUGACACUCGGUUGCAUUCAA